AUGGCCGGAGCGGCGGCGGCGGUGGCCGCGGGAGCAGCGGCGGGAGCCGCGGCGGCGGCCGUGGCGGUGGCGGCGCCGGGCCGGGCCUCGGCGCCCCCGCCGCCCCCGCCCGUGUACUGCGUGUGCCGGCAGCCGUACGACGUGAACCGCUUCAUGAUCGAGUGCGAUGUCUGCAAGGACUGGUUCCACGGCAGCUGUGUUGGCGUAGAAGAGCACCAUGCAGUUGACAUUGACCUGUAUCACUGUCCCAACUGUGCAGUUCUACAUGGUUCUUCUUUGAUGAAGAAGAGGAGGAACUGGCACAGGCACGACUACACGGAAGCUGAUGACGGCUCCAAACCCGUGCAGGCUGGAACUCGAACUUUUGUUAGGGAAUUGCGCUCUCGAGUCUUCCCAAGUGCCGAUGAAGUCAUUGUGAAGAUGCAUGGCAGCCAGCUGACACAAAGAUACCUGGAGAAACACGGAUUUGAUGUCCCCAUCAUGGUCCCUAAGUUAGACGACCUGGGACUCAGGCUCCCGCCGCCUGCUUUUUCUGUGAUGGAUGUGGAACGCUAUGUAGGUGGUGACAAAGUGAUAGAUGUCAUUGAUGUGGCAAGGCAGGCAGACAGCAAAAUGACACUUCACAAUUAUGUUAAAUACUUCAUGAAUCCUAACAGACCAAAAGUGUUGAAUGUGAUCAGCCUUGAAUUUUCAGAUACAAAGAUGUCUGAAUUGGUGGAGGUCCCUGAUAUAGCCAGAAAACUUUCCUGGGUGGAAAAUUAUUGGCCAGAUGAUUCAGUUUUUCCCAAGCCAUUUGUUCAGAAAUACUGCUUAAUGGGAGUUCAAGACAGCUACACAGAUUUCCACAUCGACUUCGGAGGAACUUCAGUCUGGUACCAUGUCCUCUGGGGUGAGAAGAUCUUUUAUUUGAUAAAGCCAACAGAUGAAAAUCUGGCACUCUAUGAAUCUUGGAGUUCAUCCGUGACCCAGAGUGAGGUGUUCUUUGGAGACAAAGUGGAGAAAUGCUACAAGUGUGUGGUGAAGCAGGGACACACCUUAUUCGUUCCUACAGGGUGGAUUCACGCUGUGCUCACGUCUCAGGACUGUAUGGCUUUUGGGGGGAACUUUCUGCACAACCUUAACAUUGGCAUGCAGCUCAGGUGUUAUGAAAUGGAGAAAAGGCUAAAAACACCAGAUCUUUUCAAAUUCCCUUUCUUUGAAGCCAUAUGUUGGUUCGUAGCCAAAAAUUUGUUGGAAACUCUCAAAGAGCUGAGAGAAGACGGUUUCCAGCCCCAGGCUUACUUGGUCCGAGGAGUGAAAGCGCUGCACACAGCUUUAAAGCUCUGGAUGAAGAAGGAGCUGGUAUCUGAACAUGCCUUUGAAAUUCCAGACAAUGUUAGACCUGGACAUCUUAUUAAAGAACUUUCUAAAGUAAUUCGAGCAAUAGAGGAGGAAAACGGUAAACCAGUUAAAUCUCAGGGAAUUCCUACUGUGUGUCCAGUUUCAAGAUCCUCAAAUGAAGCAACUUCUCCUUACCAUCCCCGACGAAGGAUAAGGAAACUUCGAGAUCAUAAUGUCCGAGCGCCUUCGAACCUGGACAUCCUAGAGCUCCACACGAGAGAAGUCCUCAAAAGAUUAGAGAUGUGUCCGUGGGAAGAGGACAUCUUGAGCUCUAAACUGAAUGGAAAAUUCAACAAACAUCUCCAGCCAUCUUCUACAGUACCUGAAUGGAGAGCGAAAGAUAAUGAUCUACGAUUACUACUGACGAAUGGAAGAAUAAUUAAAGAUGAGAGACAGCCAUUCGCAGAUCAGAGUCUUUAUACAGCAGAUAGUGAAAAUGAAGAGGAUAAGAGGAGGACAAAAAAGGCAAAAAUGAAGCUGGAAGAGUGUUCAGGAACGGAGGGGGUGGAGAACGAGCCUCGGAAACCACUGAACAGGUUUUUUACAAGUGUGAGAUCAGAACUCAGGAACAGAUCAUCAGAAUACUCGGACAUUUCUGACUCGGAAGACUCCAGCCCUGACUGCGCUGCACUGAAAAAUAAUUUUACCACUGAAGAAUCUGAAAGUUCAGGUGAUGAAAAGAAACAAGAAGUAACAUCAGCCUUCAAGGAAGACUCUAAUGGGAUGAGGAGCUUCCUUCAAAAGAGCCAGAAGGCAUCUGGAAGUGAAAUUCCAAUUAAAAGGGAAUGUCCUACCUCGACAAGCACAGAGGAAGAAGCUAUUGAGGGCAUGCUGUCUAUGGCAGGGCUGCACUAUUCCACAUGUUUACAAGCGCACGUGCAGAGCACAGGCUGCAGCGGUCAAAGACAGUCUCUCCAGGAGCCCAGCUGCCACAGUAACCAGGAGGCUGGGCAGGCCUGUCGCUACGAUAGACCGGUGCAAUGUGGAUACCAUGUCAAGACUGAAGAUCAGGACUUGAGGACUUCUUCCUGGAUUAAACAGUUUGAUACAACUUCCAGAUUUAAUCCUCAGGAUCUAAGUAGAAGCCAGAAAUGCAUAAAAAAGGAGGGCUCAUCAGAAAUCAGUCAGAAGGUACAGAAUAGGAAUUUCACGGACAGCAGUGGCUCAAGCUUUCAGAAUGGAAAGUAUGUGCAGAAUUCGAGUGUGGUUUCAGGGGCGUGCCAGAUAAGGAAUGGCAGUCUAAGCCCAGAAAGGCCCGUUGGUGAAACUUCCUUUUCAGUGCCCCUUCACCCCACCAAGAGACCUGCAUCAAAUCCACCCCCUAUCAGCAACCAGGCAACAAAAGGUAAGCGUCCAAAAAAAGGAAUGGCAACAGCCAAACAACGUCUUGGGAAGAUCCUGAAGUUGAACAGAAAUGGCCAUGCACGUUUCUUUGUGUGACGGAGCUGCUGUAGUAGCCAUUCUUCCCUUUGGAGACCAGUCUUGGGGUGCAGAAGCCUGGAGCUCCCGCUGCCCCCUGGCCUGGAGCAGUCUGCGUGUACAGUAAGAAUACUGCCCGAGAACAGAAUGAACCUGAUGCUGCAUUUUCACUGUGCCACACCCACUCAGCAAUAACCCUUUGGACCUGGUGGGGGAGAGGAUGAAAGAGGGUAGAACCUUAAAAGGAGACCUUGAACUGAAAAGGGUCUCUUGUCAGGGCUUGAAUUUCAUUUUGUUGUUGGUAGUGUCUUGAUUUAUUCAGUAGUAGGGUAAAGAAUUAUCAAUAAUUUAUUUAACAGAUUUUUUUUUAAAGUUAACAGCUUUUAAAUUCUUUCUUUUUUAAAGCUAUUUAUUUGGAAGAUUUCUGGAGAAAUAUCUCACUAAUUUAGAUUUAAGAAUGUGAAGGUUUUUAAAUUAUUUUUGAUAGUGUGUAUGUUACAUGUGGGGAAGAGCCACAGUAACAGUAACUAGUCUGGACUCUUAAAUUUGAUAUUCAGGUUAAAGUCUUAAACAGGGAUUUGAUGCAUUAAUUAUUUUAAAUUAAGAUGUAUAUGAAAAUCAUUUUAUUUUAUAUAUUCAUGUGUUUUUUAUAAGCUAUUAGCUUCGCUUUUGCUAACAUCCAAGGUGCAUACUGUUAUCCAGGUUGAUGACCUUAUAUCCCACCUUCCCUCUGCACUCCCCUUCAUUUUGUGAUGACCCAACAAUACUCUUAUCUUUGCAGGGAAACUCUUUCAUAGCCAAUAUGUAAGAACUCCAUAAAAGACCCCUCAUUUCUCAUUUUGUUUGAAAUUGUGGAUUUCUUCUAAAUAUAAAGAAAAUGGGCUUCUUGCAUUUUCAUUUCUGCUGAUGAUAUCUAGGUCCCAAAGAGAACAGCUUUAAUAUCUUUUUCCUACUUGUGGGGAAAGUAUUAUAAGUUUGGUUAAAUUGUCAUGUUUAUAGUUUUUCCAAAUACAUUUGUAACUACAUAGGGCCUUCUUCAUACUGCUGGUGUUGGGUGAAAAUACUGACACCUGCUGCCAAGGUUCUCUCUUACGGCGCUUUUAUUCUCUAUACUAAUUUGGAAAAUAUGAUUUGACUUAGGAUGUUCAAAUCUGCCUAAUAAGCAAUAGUAUAAUAGACUCAUACUAUAUUAGGUUGCAUAGAAGCAAGCAUGUUUGGGUAGAUCUUUUGUGUUUACUUUUUCAUUUCUUAACCUUCUAAAGAAUUAUCUAAGAUAUGGAUUUGGAGUAAAAUGGGUGCUUUUUUGUAGUUUCUCCAUCUCUCCUGACUGGCUGAACUUUAAGGUAAUCACCUAUCUCCUUUAUGUACAAUUUUUACUGAAUGCCAGUUUUCAGUUGCCUGUACUAGCUUCUAUUCCUCUCCCCCCUGCUCUGGCAUAAAAACAAGUAAUUCCUAGGCAUGGAGUAGAAAUAUUCACAAGCCUGACAAUAGAGCAUUUUACAAAUUCAUACAAAGAAAAUAUAGGCAAAUAGGAUAAAGUGUAUUUUUAUGGAGAAUAUGGCCAUAUUUGUGAAUUUCUUCUUUUACUCAAUACAGUAAUAGGACUUUGCCUUCUGUAUUAAAAUGUCACUUGAAUUGCUAAGAAAAAAAUUACAUCAUCUUCUUUCAUGGUUGUUUUCAAAUUUAUAUUUUUAAGAAGCAUUAUUUCUUACUGUCUCCAUUCCAGUACUUCAUGGGAUAAAUAUUAAACAGCUUAUGAAUUGGCCUUUUUGGCCCAGAGUGACUGGACCAAAGUCUGAAUCUUAUCUGCAUGUUGGGAAGAAGAAUUUGUAUGGAAAUCCUCAAUAUCUAUUUAUGGCCUACUUAAACCUUGUCUACACUAUGCCAAAACAAGUGGAAAGAUGGGUACAGUCAGCCCCUGACUGGUCAUCUUACCUCAAGAUGCAAAAAUCUGGUUGUUGACUGCUUCUCCGAGCUUCCUGCACAAUCUCUUACUGUGAUAUCUUGGUUUUCUGUAGAUCGUGUUCUAGUGCUACAGCACAUGUGCUUUUAUUUUGGUUUAAGAAAUAGUAACUAUAACUUCCUUUCCCAUUUACGUCAUGGUGUGGAUUUUUUCGUAGCUCCAAGUAUUUUUAAUUAUAUGAUUUAAAACAUGGUCAGUACCCACCUGUGUCCCUAGGCCAAUAAAUACUAAUUUGGAGUAGCCAGUAUGUAAAAUUUUUAAGUGAAGGUACUGUGGAUUCAUUUUUGGCAGUUUUAGUCCAUUAUCUGGCUAAGUUCCAAAACUUUGACCAAGGCAACAUAACCACUAUGACAGAAACAUGUAUUUCCUUCUGAACUGGUGAACAUUCAGCCACUCUCCUACUCAACCUCUCAGAAAGUCAUUGACUGUGAGCCAUCCCUUCAUCUCCAGGACAUGGCUGAACCUUCAGCAAGCUGCUGCCAGUAACCAGGCGCCACAAUAACUGACAACCAUUUGUCUUCCCUGUCUCAUUUAUCAGCAGGACUAUCAAGGAAGACAGCAGUGAGAGCUUUAGUUAUUGAAAGUGAGUACAAAUAUAUAAACUGAGAAUUAGGGCUUAACAUAUGAAAUGUUAGUAAUAGUGAUAGUAGACAAUAAUUUUUCUCUGUUGAUUCAAAUAAGUGACUCCUAACCUGGGAUCCCUUGUACUGUAACGUAAUUCAUAAUGUUACAUAAUAGUAAGCGCUCCAGUGUUGGUGACUCAGCUUAAUAGUAGUUCAGUGCCCUAGGAAUAUAUUGAACUUCACGAAGUUCAUUUCUGAAGUGUAGGAAACUGAAGAUUCUGACUGCAGUCAUAAACUCAGAGAAUAAGCAGGCCCAUCUUUAUCAGUAGUGAGAUACUGAACUUGAAUGCUAUUCUGUUCCUUAAUCUUAAUUAUUGCCUUUUCUAUGAACUCUACUGUAUUUACUCAUCUGAAGUCAGCAGGUACUUAUCAAGCAUCUACUGUGUGCCAGCACUACUCAGUACUGCAGGGGAUACACAGUUGCAGUGUAGUCUCCUAGGAAAUUAGCAUUAUUUUCACUUUUAAGCAAACUUGAGCAAAAGAGGGCCCAUUCCUAAAAAGCAGCACAGCUUUAUUAGUUUCAGCUGAGAUAUCCUACACAGGAAUGGAAGUAAAAGACGACUGCGUUCUUUUUUAAAAUUUAAGAAACAUCUCAAGAGUGAGCAGUUCAAUGCUGCGCUGAUACAGAAGCGUGCUGCAGCGGCCGAGGCAGCAGGAGACUUGGGUUUCUGUCUCGUUCUGCCCUUGGCAGUGACUUCAGUAAUUACGUCACUUACUGAGUCUUAGUUUUCUUUGUAAGUUUGCAUAAAAAAAUGCUUAUUAUGAUAAUUAGUUAAGAAAAGCAUAUAGAAAAUCAUUCUUUAAUUUAUUAACAUUUCAUACUUAGAGAACUUGUCAUUAAGUUACAAUUGGUAACUAAUGAAUGCACCUUUAGAUAUAUUUUAAUAGAGAAACUGCCAUUAGUCAUAAAGUCUGUUGCAUAUCAAAUGUAUGCCCCAGGCAAGCUACCUAGAAAAUCUGAAGAAUCUCUAACAAGGUGCUGCAUUACAAUCCGAUUCCAUGCUUAAAAUAAAGAAAAAGAAGUGAGAUCAUUUAUGGAUCAGAGUAAGAAGGUUUAUCCUCAAAUAUGUUAAGAUGAAUUAAAGUAAUUGAAAGACAGCUUUAGGUUUUCAGAAAGAGGAACUGGGACAGUACUGCUCUGCAGGUCUGGCAUACUCUCAGGUACUAGAUAAGCGUGAAGUCAGUCCUGGAAUUAAAAUGAUUGGCAACAAAGCCAUCGAACUAGGGGAAGCUGCAAGGCAGUUAGAAAGGUGGCAACUACAAGGGCUCUGGAUUGGUAGCAGCGGCUUGCUGGGUAAGGAGAAAAACCACUGGAGUACUGGAGGAAGAGGCUCGACUGAACACCUUCAGCAGGAAGGGUCUUUCUGCUUUUCUGAAAAGAUGCUCUCUGCAGUGAUUAAGAGUACUCUGCAAAGAGUUGAUUAGAAUAAUUACACGCUCCACCGUGCUGUUACUGAAACAACUAUUACAGCAGAGAGCACUGUAAGUUUUCACUUUGAGAGGGCCUUUAUAAUGUAAAUAUAACAAGUGUUAAGAAAUUCAUUCCCCUUCCCCCCUUAUAUGUUAAACUAAUUGCUCCCGACAUAAAGAGAAGCUAAAGCUUACCAGGC
Molecule: messenger RNA, 6995 nt
Organism: Lepus europaeus (European hare)
Lineage: Eukaryota; Metazoa; Chordata; Mammalia; Lagomorpha; Leporidae
Gene: KDM7A
Product: lysine demethylase 7A
Exons: 20
Coding region: 1-2820 (939 amino acids)
Biological process (GO): regulation of transcription by RNA polymerase II; protein demethylation
Molecular function (GO): histone demethylase activity; transcription coregulator activity
Source: RefSeq, a predicted model, not a curated record